GUGUCUUUAUUUGGUUUCUGUGAUUUUCUCUCUUAGAUUGCACAUUUCUCAAGGAUGGGGAUCAUCUUCAAUUUAUCUUUUGGACCCAAUGCCCCAUAGAAUGCAUGGAACAUGAACCCAAAGAAAUGGUAUCUGGCAAGAGAUCUGAACUCUUUUACGAAAAAUUAGACCAAGAGCUCUGAAAUCAGCAAAGCAAAGUCAAAGAGCAGAGCUGUUUGAGGAAUACAACAAGAGAGCAGGAUUUCAGAGUGGGAUAUCAGGUCUUUAGUGUGAAGAUACGUCAGUAUUAAACCAGGAAUCAUUGGCAGUGACAUCUGGGCACAACAAAUUGGAAAAUUAAUCAACUGUGAAGGUUGAUCAUGGAAAUCAAAGAGGAAGGAGCAUCAGAAGAAGGCCAGCACUUCCUUCCCUCACCCCAGGCAAAUGAGAGUGGGGACCUUCAGUUGACAAGUAUUCAGAAGACACCAAAUGAACCACAGUUGGAAUUCAACCUUGCAUGCAAGGAUCUGGUGGCUCCUGUCCGUGAUCGGAAGCUGAACACUCUGGUGCAGAUCUCCGUAAUCCACCCGGUGGAGCAGGGGCUGACUAGAUACUCCAGCACGGAAAUUGUGGAGGGAACAAGGGACCCACUGUUUCUGACGGGCGUCACAUUCCCAUCUGAGUAUCCCAUCUAUGAGGAGACCAAAAUAAAACUCACAGUCUAUGAUGUCAAGGAUAAAUCUCAUGAUACCGUUCGAACCAGUGUCCUACCUGAACAUAAGGAUCCCCUGCCAGAGAUUGGGCGGAGCUUCCUGGGCUAUGCCAGUUUUAAAGUGGGGGAACUACUGAGGUCAAAGGAGCAACUGCUAGCCCUGAGCCUGAGAACUUCAGAUGGUGGCAAAGUUGUUGGCACCAUAGAAGUCAGCGUUGUGAAGAUGGGGGAGAUCGAGGAUGGGGACACCGACCACAUCACGACAGAUGUGCAGGGACAAAAGUGUGCACUGGUAUGUGAAUGUUCAGCCCCAGACAGUGUGAGCGGAAAAGACAACUUACCUUUUUUGAAUGCAGUGUUGAAGAACCCGGUGUGUAAAUUAUAUAGAUUUCCCACAUCUGACAAUAAGUGGAUGCGAAUUCGGGAGCAGAUGUCAGAAAGCAUACUUUCUUUUCAUAUUCCUAAGGAAUUGAUCUCUCUUAACAUAAAAGAAGAUUUGUGUAGAAACCAGGAGCUAAAAGAACUUGGUGAACUUUCUCCACACUGGGAUAAUCUUCGGAAAAAUGUCCUCACUCACUGUGAUCAGAUGGUGAAUAUGUACCAAGACAUUCUUACCGAACUCAGCAAGGAAACAGGGUCCUCUUUCAAAUCAAGCAGCAGCAAAGGAGAGAAAACAUUAGAGUUUGUUCCAAUAAACCUGCACCUGCAGAGGAUGCACGUACACAGCCCUCACUUGAAAGACGCUCUCUAUGAUGUUAUCACUGUGGGAGCCCCAGCUGCCCAUUUUCAGGGAUUUAAGAAUGGUGGUCUUCGGAAACUACUCCACAGAUUUGAAACGGAAAGAAGAAAUACUGGAUACCAGUUUAUUUACUAUUCGCCUGAAAACACAGCCAAAGCAAAGGAAGUUCUCAGCAACAUCAAUCAACUACAACCUCUGAUAGCAACCCAUGCAGACCUACUGCUUAAUUCUGCAAGCCAGCAUUCUCCAGACAGCUUGAAGAAUUCUUUAAAGAUGCUUUCAGAAAAAACAGAGCUUUUUGUUCAUGCCUUUAAGGAUCAGCUGGUCAGAAGCGCUCUGUUAGCACUUUACACUGCCAGGCCAGGAGGUGUCCUUAAAAAGCCACCCUCCCCUAAGAACAGCACGGAGGAGAGCUGUCCCCAGGAUCCACCCCCACCGAUGAGAAGACAGGACUCCAUCCCCCAUCAUUCAGACUACGAUGAGGAAGAGUGGGACAGGGUGUGGGCCAACGUGGGGAAGAGCCUGAACUGCAUUAUCGCUAUGGUGGACAAGCUGAUCGAGAGCGAUGGUGGCACUGAAGGCAGCGGGGGCAGCAAAGACGGAGAGCAGGACCUUUCUGUGGCGGACUCCCCUCUAACCCACCCAAGGGAGGACUGGUAUGAACAGCUGUACCCCCUCAUCCUGACCCUGAAGGACAGCAUGGGGGAAGUGGUGAACCGAGCCAAGCAGUCCCUGACCUUCGUGCUCCUUCAAGAGCUGGCAUACAGCCUGCCCCAGUGUCUGAUGCUGACUCUGAGGAGGGACAUCGUCUUCAGCCAAGCACUUGCUGGAUUGGUUUGUGGUUUUAUCAUCAAAUUACACACAAGUUUGCAUGACCCCAGCUUCCUCCAGCAGCUUCACACGGUGGGAUUGAUAGUACAAUAUGAAGGACUGCUAAGCACAUACAGUGAUGAAAUAGGAAUGCUGGAGGACAUGGCUGUUGGCAUUUCAGAUUUGAAGAAAGUCGCAUUUAAAAUAAUUGAAGCCAAAUCCAAUGAUGUCUUGCCCAUUAUAACAGGGAGACGCGAACAUUACGUGGUGGAGGUGAAGCUUCCAGCGAGAAUGUUCGAGUCUCUACCUUUACAGAUUAAAGAAGGGCAGCUACUUCAUGUGUAUCCCGUACUUUUCAACGUCGGAAUCAAUGAACAGCAAACUCUUGCUGAGAGGUUUGGAGAUGUUUCUUUGCAAGAAAGUAUUAAUCAGGAAAAUUUUGAACUUCUAAAAGAAUAUUACACGAUAUUUAUGGAAAAGAUGCCUCCUGAUUACAUUUCAAAUUUUCAAGAACAAAAUGAUUUAAAAGGAUUACUAGAAAAUCUCCAUCAAAAUAUUCAAGCCAAAAAGAGGAAGAACGUAGAAAUCAUGUGGCUGGCUGCAACGAUUUGUCGAAAACUAAACGGUAUUCGUUUCACCUGUUGUAAAAGUGCCAAAGACAGGACGUCGAUGUCAGUGACGCUUGAACAAUGCUCCAUCUUGAGAGACGAGCACCAGUUGCACAAGGACUUCUUCAUCCGCGCGCUGGACUGUAUGAGAAGAGAAGGAUGCCGCAUAGAGAAUGUACUGAAGAAUAUCAAAUGCAGAAAGUAUGCUUUCAACAUGCUGCAGCUGAUGGCUUUCCCCAAGUACUACCGGCCUCCAGAGGGGACUUACGGAAAAGCCGACACCUAAGUUUACCAACAUGUAAAUAAACAGGAACACAAAUACGCUUCAGUUGGAUACUCUCUACCUUUUCUUUUCUUUUUUUAUUGUUGUGUGAAUUUGUGGAGGGAGAUAAUAAGGGAUGUUUGCCCCAACCUAGGAAUUACUUGAAUCAGUUAUUAGCAUAUGACUCUGAAAGAAAUUAUUUUAAAA
Molecule: messenger RNA, 3317 nt
Organism: Miniopterus natalensis
Lineage: Eukaryota; Metazoa; Chordata; Mammalia; Chiroptera; Miniopteridae
Source: RefSeq, a predicted model, not a curated record